UGCGACACGUUCAGCAAACGAGGAAGAAACAGGAAGUAACUUGACACAUCUAAGCGAUCAAUGGCCGAUGCUCAUUGGUUAAUACCAAGUUGUUAACUUGUAUUGACGUACUUUUUUUAAAUGCGCAUGACCGUGCGCAUGCUCAAAGAUAAAACGUGACGAACAAAGACCGUUUAGAAAAGUUUUAAAUACGUGGAUAGUCACGAGGAUAGUCACGUGAAGUUUACGCAAUUCGUCUGAGAUCGAUGGAGUAAACUUACAAUUGACUUUUUUGUGUAAUUUUCUUUAAAAAUGAAUGCGAAUCAGUCGACACCGGGGUCAUCGGAAUGCAGACAGUCUUCCGUGGAAGAUUCCUCUACCAGAUCCGGAAGCACGUCUAAUUCUCAGAAUUUUAGCAACGCAGAAACAAAUGUGUCUUCCAUUAAUAAUUCGCCACGUAAGAUUAAGACAGAAAGUUCCCAGAGUGCUAUUAUAUGCGAAACUUCGAGAGAUUCUUGCGAAGAAAAAGGCUCAUUUGAAUCUCAGAGUUGUGGAACUUCAUCGGAAAAAUCGACCGAACCAUUAAGCAAACAGUCUGAAGGUGAGUUACUUAAUGAGGUAAGUAAGCGAACUGAAGACGAAGACAAUAACACACAAGAUGAGAAUGAGUCUCCUGUUGAUAAACUUCCACCAAAAAAGAAGAGAAGACGUAACGGAAGAAAGCUGGACUUUUAUAAUCAUAGAAAAAAACAAAGACUUAUUAAGCAAAAGCAGCGUGCCAAUCCGGUGUAUAGAUUAAAAGAGCGACAAAACGAUACGGAAAGACGUAGAAAACUUAGAAAAGAUCCCGUGUAUAAAUCGCGGGAACGGGCAGCUGAUACGGAACGAAGACGUCGAGUUCGAAAAAUUGCCGAGGUAAAAUUACGUGAACAAGCGGCUGAUGCCGAACGAAAGCGUCAAGCUCGAAAAAUUCCUGAGGUAAGAUUACGGGAACGAGCGGCUGAUAUCGAACGUAAACGUAAAGCUCGUCAAAAUCGUGACGCAAUAUUACGGGAACAGGCAGCUGAUACCUUGAGAAAACAUGUAGCUCAAGAGAAUUUUAACAUAACACAGGAGCAGGCAGCUGAUACCGGACGUAAACGUAAAAUUCGUAAAGAUCAGAAGGAACAGGUCGGCCGAAAACGUAAAGCUAGAAAAGUUCGAAAAGAUUAUCUUCUUAACUUACAGGAACAGGCCGAACGAAGACGUAACGCUGUUGAGAAGAUUAGGAAAUGGAAAUCUCUCCUUAAUCUCAAAUUUUGGACCACCAGGAUACGCAGUAUGAUGACGUCAUGACAUUCCACAUAUGCCUAAUAAUAAUAUAUAACGUGAAAAUACGAAAGAUUUAAGCAAUAUGUACAGCUUUUUUUUUGUUUCAUUCUUUCGCUUUAUGUUUAAGAUGGGUAAUUAUAUGGUUUCUUACCAUUACGUAUUUUCUUUUUAAUUUGAUUUUUAAAAGACACGUAUUUGAUAGACAUUUCCAAAACAUAGAAUUAUCAAGUACCGACCCAUAUAAAAAACGCUGUAAACAAAAAACCAUAGGGCUAUUUACCGACUCUGCACCGUUCGCGCCGCCAUUGCUUAAGCUUGUUUUCGUUGUGGAGUAUCACGUUGCGUAGGUGUCACGUGACAUGACAUUUACUGAUAACUUCGGACUCCGAAGAGACCGUGGACCUGUCAUUUGUUACGUUUCCGGUAAUACCGUAACAAUUACAAAACCCACUUAUUUUUCAGGUUAACUCCGCAAAAGAUAGAACAAAUAUUAUCUGUAUAGUAGCCAUUACUUUUCUA
Centruroides sculpturatus (bark scorpion) is the source of this 1809-nucleotide messenger RNA. RefSeq names its product splicing regulatory glutamine/lysine-rich protein 1-like. The transcript has a single exon. The record is from RefSeq and is a predicted model, not a curated record. Lineage: Eukaryota; Metazoa; Arthropoda; Arachnida; Scorpiones; Buthidae. The coding region runs from base 292 to 1314 and encodes 340 amino acids.